AUGGAUGACGUGGAGUGGACGCAAAGCCCCAAGCCUGAGGAGCUAAGGGUUGGGCUCAUCAGCUGGGCAGGAUCCUACCUCACUUAUGAGACGUAUAAGAAUAUAGUCACUGCUACUGCGAGGGGUUUGGGCCGGAGACAGACCUGGGAGAUCUUGGUGAGCAAUCAACACGACGCACAGGCUGUUGUACGACUAAGGAGCUUUCAGGGCCUCUACCUCCUAUGCGAGGCAGAUGGCAGUCUAUCCUAUGGCCGGCCAAGGACCAGCCACCAUGGAUGCUUCCUACUGCGUUUCCACCGCAAUGGCAAGUGGACUCUCCAGUGCAUUAUUAGUGGUCGUUAUCUGGAGUCUGAUGGUGAAGAUGUGUUCUGCAACUCCAGGGUCCUCUCAGCUUACCACAUGUGGACCCCCCGGCCAGCUCUGCAUGUCCAUGUGAUCCUCUACAGCCCCAUUAACCACUGCUAUGCCCGGGCUGACCCUACCACGGGCCGCGUCUGGGUGGAUGCGCCAGUGCCCUGCCUGGAGGAAUGUGGCUUCCUGUUGCAUUUCCAAGAUGGAUGCUACCACCUGGAGACCUCAACACACUUCUUCUUGUCCCACUUAGACCGGCUGGCCCCCCAACCCUCAUCACAGACAGCUUUUCACAUGCAAGUGCGACCUGGAGGGCUCGUGGCACUGAGCGAUGGAGAAGGAGGCAUACUGUAUCCACAGGGCACACGUCUGCUCCUGGGCCUGGGCUCCAGUCCCCAUAGGGGUGAGGAGUGGUUCAUCCUACAGCGCUGUCCGACGUGGGUCAGCCUCAGGUCAAAGACUCGGAAGUUCCUCUCCAUCAUCUAUGAUGUUGAGGUGUAUGCUGCCUCUGAGCACGUAACCCCAAUGUCCUUGUUCCAGUUUGAAUGUGACAACGAGAGCCUCACCCUGCAGCUUCGUGCAGCAAAUGGCUGCUACCUAGCCCAGAGGCACCACAGGACAGUGGUAGCUAAUGGGCACCCAAUGGAGUCUGGCACCUUCUUCCACAUGCACUGGAACUGCGGCAGGAUUAUCCUGCAGGCUCCCAAUGGACGCUUCUUGGGCAUCAUAGACAAUGGCCUGCUGAUGGCCAAAGCCACCAUUCCAGGCCCAAAUGAGGAAUUUGGGAUUCGAUUAGCUAACCGUCCCUUCCUCGUAUUGCGAGGUCGUUAUGGGUAUGUGGGCACCUCAUCAGAACACGACCUAAUGAAGUGCAAUAUGGAUCAGCCUGACUGCAUUCACCUGCUGCCUUGCCACCAAGGCAUCUACCACUUCCAGGCACAGGGUGGAUCCUUCUGGUCAAUAACGUCCUUUGGCACCUUUCGCCCUUGGGGAAAGUUCGCUCUCAACUUCUGUAUAGAGCUUCAUGGGAGCAACUUGCUCACAGUACUGGCACCCAAUGGCUUCUACAUGCGAUCCGACCGAAGCGGCACCCUGUUGGCAGACAGCGAGGAGAUUACCAAAGAGUGUAUUUGGGAAUUUUAG
Molecule: messenger RNA, 1494 nt
Organism: Puma concolor (puma)
Lineage: Eukaryota; Metazoa; Chordata; Mammalia; Carnivora; Felidae
Gene: FSCN3
Product: fascin actin-bundling protein 3
Biological process (GO): establishment or maintenance of cell polarity; actin filament bundle assembly; cell migration
Cellular component (GO): lamellipodium; filopodium; ruffle
Molecular function (GO): actin filament binding; protein-macromolecule adaptor activity
Source: RefSeq, a predicted model, not a curated record